Nelumbo nucifera (sacred lotus) is the source of this 3884-nucleotide messenger RNA. RefSeq names its product putative calcium-transporting ATPase 13, plasma membrane-type. Gene Ontology annotation, molecular function: ATP binding; P-type calcium transporter activity; ATP hydrolysis activity. Gene Ontology annotation, cellular component: plasma membrane; intracellular membrane-bounded organelle. NCBI's taxonomy places the organism in Eukaryota, Viridiplantae, Streptophyta, Magnoliopsida, Proteales, Nelumbonaceae. The record is from RefSeq and is a predicted model, not a curated record. Gene Ontology annotation, biological process: calcium ion transmembrane transport.
AUGUUAACUUGUACAAAACUUUCAUCAAAAGAACUAAAGUAGCAAGGAUAUACGAAUUAUUCUUCUUCAAUGCAUACACGUCAUAUACUAUCGUCACGUCCAUUGAAAGAUACGAAUUAUUUUACCAUUUUAGGAAGAUUCCUGGAGGGAACCCUCGUCUGUUGCCUGGUUCGGUAAUUGUUCUUUUUUUUCCUUCUUUUAGUUCCGUGAUCCGUAGUUCCUACUCUGCUUCACUUCUAUUGAAUGAAAAGGGGAGUAUCGGAGCGUAGUGGAAAUAACCGUGGCUUGGUGAUGGCUUUCUGUUGACUGAAGAAUCACAUCAGUGGAGUAUGGUUCUCCUUUUCUGAUUUCUCUGGAUGUUCGCGCGUUCCGCCAUUUUCUAUUCAAUUCAUCCCACCUGGUUGCCUAAGACUGGUGAAAAGAACAAAAGGUGUUAUAUAGCUCAUCAAAAUAACAUCACUUCUUCCACAACCUGCUUCUUCCAGAGAAAGCGCAUAUUGUCCCUCUUGUUCCUCUUCAUUGUUUUAAUCUUGGUGAUGUCCAGUGAUCCGCUUUGUGCUCAAGGCUUUGACUCUGCUACUCUGUUCUUCCCUAACAAUCCUACCCUCACCAAAUCUCACAAGAGAUGGCGCUUGGCUUAUGCAACCAUCUACUCUUGCCGAGUUUUCAUUACUCUUACUGGAGAUAUUUUCGCAAUGAAGAAUCAACUCUUUCCCAGCAUAUUACGUAUGCAAUCUUACACUGCCAUUGAUGUAUCUCCUCAUGAUGGUGGUGGUGGAAAUGACAACAUCGAACCUUUUGCCAAUGUUGACCAGACAAGACUUAUUGAUUUGGUAAAGGAGAAAAAACUGGAGUAUCUUCAUCAGUUUGGUGGGGUUGAAGGACUUGCUAAGCUUCUUCAAACUGAUGUGAAUAAUGGAAUUCAUGGUGACACCAAGGAUCUUAGGAACAGGCAAAAUGUGUUUGGUUUGAAUACAUACAAGAGGCUUCCUGCAAAAGGCUUCUUCCAUUUUGUGGUGGAAGGUUUCAAGGAGACUACUGUCCUCGUCAUUUUAAUCUGCAGCCCUUUCUAUCUUGGGGUUUUUACUACUUACGGGCUGAGAAAAAGUUUAUACAGUUUUGCAAGUAUAAUUCUUUCUAUUUUAGUCAUUGUCAGUCUCUCUGCAGUGAGCACAUUUUGGCAAUCAAGAUUAUUUGACAGUAUUUCAGAUGAGAGCGAAAUCAUCAGGGUGGAUGUUGUCAGAGGAGGAAAGCGGAAACAGGUCUCCAUCUUUGACAUAGUGGUUGGAGAUGUUGUCCGUCUGAAGAUUGGAGAUCAGGUUCCAGCAGAUGGAUUGCUGUUAGAUGUCCCCUUCUCACAUGUACAAGUGAAUGGAUCCAGUUUUUUGACAGGGGAGAGUGAUCAUGUUGACAUCAACAGUAGUGAGAGUCUGCUUCUAUUCUCUGGGAACAAGGUGGCAGAUAGAGAUGGUCGAAUGCUUGUCACUGCUGUGGGCAUGAACACAGCAUGGGGUGAGAUGAUGAGCUCAAAAGGCCAUGGUUCAGCAAAGCACACACCACUACAAGCUCGGCUGAAUAGGUUGGCCUCUAAUUUAGCAAUUAUUGGUUUUAUUGUUGCAUUCCCUUUUUUUGUGGUCAUGCUGGUGCAUUUCUUCAGGUGCCCAGGAUACUAUAUUAAAGAUACAACAAAUGCAUUGUUGGGCAUCCGUGGGUUUUUGCCAGUAAAUACCAUGUCUACAGUUACCAUUGUAGUAGCAGCAAUCCCUGAAGGCUUGCCAUUAAUUUUCACUCUCACUUUAUUUUAUUGUAUUAAGAGAAUGAAGGCUGAUCAAGUGAUUGUUCGUGAACCUGCUGCCUGUGAGAUUAUGAGCUCAGUUACUGUCAUCUGUGCAGACAAAACAGGCACACUUACACUGAACCAAAUGAAGGUUGCUGAGUUUUGGCUUGGUGAAGAAGCAAUGAAGGAUGGCACCUCAGAAAUAGCCCCUGAAGUUACUGAAUUGCUACGACAAGGAGUCUGUCUGAACACAACUGAUGGUGUUCGAAAUUGUCCUUCGGUAUUGAUGUCAGAGUUUUCUAGUAGUCCCACUGAGAAAGCCAUUCUAUCUUGGGCUAUGGAGUUAAAGAUGGAUAUGGAUGAAGUAAGGCAGUGUUGCACAGUCCUCCAUGUUGAAGCCUUUGAUACAGCGAAGAAACGAAGUGGAAUUUUGAUAAGGAAGGGGGAUGAAAAGAUGAUUAACAUUCAUUGGAAGGGAGAUGCUGAGGUGAUACUGGAAAUGUGUUCUAGUUAUUAUUUGAGAUCUGGUAGUGUAAAAGCCAUUGAUGAAGACAAACGGAAUAAAUUUGAGCAAACUAUUGAAGACAUGGCAGCUAAAGGCCUUCGAUGUAUUGCAUUAUCCCACAAAAAAAUUCCGGAAACAGAAGACAACGAUAACACCAAGGUCCACCUCAAGCUUGAAGAAGAGAACCAGACCUUAUUAGGCCUGUUGGGUUUGAAGGACCCAUGCCAAACUGGGGUUAGCAAGGCUGUUGAGGUUUGCAGAAAUGCUGGAAUCAACAUCAAGAUGAUCACUGGAGACCAUGUAGUUGCUGCAAAAGCUUCAGCCAUUGAAUGUGGGAUACUUCAAUCUGAUGUGGAAUUGAAUAAUGAAGCAGUAGUUGAAGGAGCAGAGUUCCGAAAUUACUCAGAGGAAGAAAGAAUGGAUAAGAUUGAUAGAAUUCAGGUGAUGGCAAGGUCAUCCCCCUCUGAUAAGCUUCUAAUGGUACAAUGCUUGAAACGAAAAGGCCAUGUUGUUGCAGUAACCGGCAAUGGAAUAAAUGAUGUUCAAGCACUCAAAGAAGCAGACAUUGGUUUUGCUGUUGGGAUUCAAGGUGCUGAGGUGGUGAAAGAGAGUUCAGACAUCAUCGUCUUAAAUAAUAGCUUCACCUCUGUAGCAGCAGCUUUGGGGUGGGGGAGGUGCUUAUACAAUAACAUUCAAAUGUUUAUCCAAUUUCAGUUCACGGUCAAUAUCUCUUCCCUUUCUAUCAACCUCAUAGUGGCAGUUUUUUCUGGUGAAGCACCACUGACGGCAGUACAACUGUUAUGGGUGAACUUAAUCAUGGAUGCAUUGGGGGCCAUAGCCCUGGCUGCUGAACAGCCAACCGGGGAGCUCAUGGAGAGGCUUCCUGUGGUUCAAAACCAGCCACUUAUAACUCAUGCCAUGUGGGGAAAUCUCAUCUUUCAAGCCUUGUAUCAAGUGACUAUCUUUCUCAUCCUACAAUUCAAGGGAAGGUCUGUCUUUGGUGUCAAUGAAAAAAUUAAGGACACCCUUAUCUUCAAUAUUUUUGUCCUAUGCCAAGUAUUUAAUCUUUUCAAUGCAAGGAAGCAUGGGAAGAAGAAUAUAUUUAAGGGGAUAUUUAAGAACCGGUUGUUUUCAGUGAUCAUUGGGAUUACAGUUGUUCUUCAAGUGGUAAUGGUGGAGUUUGCCAAGAGGAUUGCCAACACUGAGAGGCUGAAUUGGAUUCAAUGGGUUGCAAGUAUAGGAUUUGCAUCCGUAUCUUGGGUGAUCGCUUGGUUGGUAAACUGUUUCUCAGCCUUCCCAAUCAAUAAGGUGUACAUGUACCUCAUCACAGUCUUAAAUUAGACUAGGAUCUGUAUCUUACUUUAGUGUGAUUGUAAUGCGAUCUCGCAUACAUCUUGUCGUUUGCUUAAGCAUUUGAUAAGAUGUUCUUACAAUCUCUUGGACAUAGCAGAUACCACUUAUUUAUAGAGCUUUUGUCUUAGUUUCUUUUCUUGUACUUGUAAUUUGAAAAUAUUUCCUUCUAUUGGUGGAACUGUUCCUGUAAGAUGCAAUUAGAGCACUGUAUCUGUUAGCCUAGUAUAAUAACUCAACCACUUGAAAGGA